AUGCUAAGCAAACACCAUUCACCCACCGGUCGGACUUCCGAUGGACCCCUUUUUCAAGAAAGCUAUUUCCUUGUGGGAAGUACACCCAAUGAUCGAACGCGAAAUAUCGCCGACGCCCUGGCGGGAGUUGACGCUACAGUGUGUCUAGUACGUACUUUAACCCGGGCGCGUUUCGGCAAUUCACCACGCGCCGGAAAAAGAACCCACGUUUUGAUCUGCACGAUUAGGGCGGAACAUUACCCUUAGCUCGCGAUACCCUAAAGAUCUGUGGCUUGUCAUAUACCAGCUGAUCGUGAUGCUCCUGACGUUUCGAAGCCUACAAAGCGCAGAUCAGGUAAGGGGGUGAUUUUCCGAUAUAACCAAAAGACAUCAGCGCAUCUAUCAAUCAUUGAACUUUCCCUGCGGGUGAAUCUGCUGGGUAGAAAUUGGUCAUACUAUCACAUAGUAGCAGGCUUCGCACAUACGAUCGAUAACAGGUAUUUAAGACAGUGGUUC
Periconia digitata is the source of this 495-nucleotide messenger RNA. Lineage: Eukaryota; Fungi; Ascomycota; Dothideomycetes; Pleosporales; Periconiaceae. The record is from the annotation of a GenBank genome assembly.